AUGAAGCCAUGCAUGUUUUUCAAUAGUCCAAGGGGUUGCAGGAAUGGAGAAAACUGUACAUUUCUGCAUGAUAUAUCAUCCCAGCAGAGAGUCACUAAUAAUCCAGAGGAAAGCCCGCAAGGCCAGGUCCAGGUCAAGCGCCGAACGAGAGUCACCAUUACUUUCGUUAAUGGCGUCGAAGAGACCUUCAAUGCCAUCUCUAUCCCCGCCCAGACCAUCCGUAGCUUGAUUCUCACUCGUGAGACGGAGCAGAUGUUUGGCGAAGCUGGUGAGCAGUGGCCUGUUGUUAUACAUAAAGAAGAGUACCACUUACCUUUCCUUGAAUUCAAGUGGAAGAGAAGAAGCAGUAACUGCAAUUCAUCAAAUCCAGCAUUCUGGAAUCAGCUUGAUGACCAUAAAUCAAUGCCAUGCAAUGAGUUAAUUGGUAAGGGUUUACAUGCAGAUGCAAUUUAA
Molecule: messenger RNA, 453 nt
Organism: Fraxinus pennsylvanica
Lineage: Eukaryota; Viridiplantae; Streptophyta; Magnoliopsida; Lamiales; Oleaceae
Source: the annotation of a GenBank genome assembly